ACAGUGCUGCAGUCUCUCUCCCUCUCACUGGAGCUUUUGAACCUGUUCUGUACUAGGAGAUUUUCAAAUGGCCGGGCUUGGUGGAGGAGCAGAUGACUGUAACAUUCAUAGGCCCCAAAUCAAUAGAAGUCUUGUAAACCUCAAUGAUAGCAAUCCUAUAUUACACCAUUCUGUAAACUGUGAAGAAAAAGGAUCUGCUAUAAAUGCCACAUCCAGUGCAGUUCAAUAUGAUUGUUUACAGAGACUUGAUGGGAAUUUUCUGACCCUUUCUAUUGGGGGUACUGCAGCCAGAUCUAAAUCUAAUAUCCACGAUGCAAAUAUUGACAGUAAAACUGACAGCGCCUUAUAUCUCCAUGCUCAUGGUCAGCAUGCUACCAGAAGUUCAUUGAAUCAGGGUGAAAGCACUUCUGGCAGCCUUUUGAGUUCCCUAAACAGCAUGGGUGGAUUUCCAAGUCUAGUUCACUGUGCUGGUGAUUUGAACUCUUUGAACGAUGAUCUUGGAGUCCUACAUGGUAAUGAUGCUGGUUUGAGUUCAAGUCCACUCCAUAUGCUACAGAAACAAGCAAGUGAUGUGCAACAUAACAUUCUUUUUAUAAAUAGGGGAAGCUUAGCACUAGCAGAGAGCAGGGAUGCAAGAUUUGAAAAUAUAGAUUCUUAUACAGGCCUGCAAGGUUGUCCAAUUGCUCCUUUGAGAUCAUAUGCUAGCAGCCAAGUCAGUCAGCUUGAUUGUGGAAAUGCCAUGUUUGCUGUUCCAUCAGAAUCAGCCAAGACUGUGAAAUUUGCUGCCCAACCAGCUUCUGACCAAUUACAGAAACGUGUUAUGAAAACUGACAGAAGCCUCUUGCCUAAGUCUUCAACUGUUUCACCUUUUCUUGCGGGCAGUGGAAACACUAUCAGAAAGGUUCAGUUGGGUAAGCUAGGUAGACCCCGAGGAAGUUGGCCUGUUCCACCUUUUGGGCCAGCUUUUACUACUGGUCCCCUAGGUAGUCCUGUUCCACCUUCUGGAUAUUCUGGGCCAGCUUUUGCUACUGGCCAGGUUACACCAGUUAAAAAGGAAAGUGAACUUGCUCAAACCUUGAGCACUCUUGAUGGAGUCUCCCUUAAAAGAAAAGCAAUCUAUCCUGCUCCAGCCACUCCCCAGAUGCUGCGCAGAAAGGCCAUACCUCCACCUUUAGUGGUUCCAUCUGUUCAAUUCCCUUUGCAGACUGGUUCAAGUCCCCAUAUAAAAUCCCAAAACCGGCCUGCUUUUGCUCCUAAUAAAACAGCCUUUGGCCAGACUGCUCCAACCCUCCGUAAAACAUUCAUAAAUGAGGCAGUUCCAGCUGUCCAUAUAAAAUGGCGAGGUUUCAAUGGAAUUCCUCAAUUAAGUGGACUGGAGUGCCCGUUGUGCAAGAGGGAUCUUUCAUACCCACCAGAAGGCCCUGUUUACCAGCCAACAGAUCCUCCAGCAACCGCUGUCCUACCAUGUGGCCACGUCUAUCAUGAUCGCUGUUUGGGGCUUGUUACUCCAGAAGAUCAAUCUGACAAUCCCGUGUGCAUUCCUUGUGUCUUGAGUGCAUUUUAAAUUGCUUCCCCUUCAAAGUUUUGCAGUCUUCAUGAUAAUUUUGUCUCUGAACUGCGCACCAUUUUUCUGGAGGAAAAAAGGAAGACAACUGGGUGGGAUUGGCGAAGCCACAGGUAGAGUUUACAAAAGCAAAAUUCAUGUAGUUGUGCAUAGAGAUGGUGAGGAUUAUGGAUGAGGUUCCAAAAGUAGUAGGUGCAUUAUAAGGCGUACAUAGCUGUAAACACCCUUAAAGAUGGUCUAGGAGUUCAGAUGGGCUACAGUCUCACUAGGAAUGGGAAUGAUAUGUUCUUUUUGUUAGAUGAAAUUUAGGAUAUAUUUGGAUCCUCAACUGUGAAAUCAUCUAAUAAUAUUGUUUAGCAGUAUGAUACCUAGGAUUGAAUUUCUUGACAGCUCGAGUUAUUAUAUUUCCCUCCCUUUGGUGGCAGGCAUGCCAUUUUCCACUGUAAUUAGCAAAUUGCCUGUUACAUAAUCCUUUUUACCCGAAUAGGGGAUUCUUGUACAUCAGCAGUUAUUGAAUUAUGUAUUUAUGUGUAAAUAUUUAUUGAUGUUUACUGUUCAUUGACCAUGCAACAA
Molecule: messenger RNA, 2137 nt
Organism: Malania oleifera
Lineage: Eukaryota; Viridiplantae; Streptophyta; Magnoliopsida; Santalales; Ximeniaceae
Exons: 6
Coding region: 68-1564 (498 amino acids)
Source: RefSeq, a predicted model, not a curated record